AUAUAUUUGACUGGAGACCAACUUCACUGCCAAAAUGAUUCAUAGCCUAUAACAAUACGCCAAUCAGACAGACACGUCACUUAAUAAACAUGAACAGACACACAGAGCUUGCAUUAUCGCUAUGGAGAAAUCUUAAAAGAACACUGUGUUGAAAUCACAGCCUAAUAAAUAGGGCAUGCAGACACCAACACAUUAUACAGGAGGUUCGACAAGAGAUCUACGUUUAUUCACCCCUGGACUGCCUUCUGCACGAAACAAUGAACGUCCGGUGCCUUUUUACCAUUGCCCUCCUGGUCUACUGUUGUCCUGGCGCCAUCUCGUGCCCAGAGCGCUGCAAAUGCUAUUUUGGACAGGACUCCACAGAAGUCAUAUGCCACAACAUAUCCAUGUCUGUCUUCCCGGCGCAGAGUCUCCCGAGUAACACCACUCGUCUAACUAUCCAGUACACCGAUAUUACCACAAUCACUGGAAAGGACCUGCAAUCUAUACCCCUUCUGAGAGAACUCCAUCUAUCAAAUAAUAAGCUUCAAAACCUGUCUUCUGACAUGCUAAUGGGUCUGUCCCAGCUUCACACCAUCGACCUGACAGGUAAUCAGCUGAGAGAUCUCCCUUCCAGAGUCUUCUACCACGCCCCACUCGACAGCCUGGCACUGAAGAACAACUUGCUCUCCCGGGCCAGCGCCGACUGGCUCCCAGGUGACAGCAACCUCACCUGGAUCGACCUGUCGGGUAACCACUUCCAGAAGGUCCCCGCGGGCCUCCUCCAGAACCUGGGCAGCCUGGUCACCCUGGACCUGUCCCUGAACAAGCUGGAGGAGCUUCCUGCUGCCGUGCUGGACCCGCUGGUCCUCAUGGAGAGACUGGCCCUGCAGAACAACAAGCUUCGCGUCAUCGACCCCAUGGCCUUCAACACCACCUCCUCCCUGUCCUAUCUGUUCCUGCAGGACAACCGCCUGGAGAAACUGCCACCGAGCCUCUUCCGGCGGGUGAAGGAGCUGAGGUAUCUCGAUCUUAGCGGUAAUCAGCUGCGCUCCCUCCCUGACGGCGCCCUGGAUCCUAGCGUCGUGUUUGUGGACCUGGCGCUGAACCCCUGGAACUGUGACGCCAAGGCAGCGUACCUGUGGCGCUGGCAGAAGCGCUACGCGGAGGUCCACCAGGAGGACACCAAAGCCGCGUGCACCCUGCCAGCAGCGCUGAAGGGGAGACCACUGGCUUCACUCAGCGGUGAAGAGCUGGGACUAAAGGAGUAGCAGGACAGGAGCCACAGAUGAGGAAGAGGAGCGGAGACUGAGUUCACAGAUGAGGGAGGAGAGUGAACUGAUGGGAUGGGAUGGGCUCAGCAGAUUAGACUGCACUGUGGAGACUGGAUGACCUGCUGUCAGUCAGGACACUCUUGUAAACAUUGUACCCAUACAGCCCCUGCUAGCCUACAUCCAAAUUAGCUGCAGCUGGUGCUGUUGCACUACUAUUGACUUAGUUUAACACAAAUUAAACAGGAGGGUGUUAGUGAGGUAUAUGUCUUUUUUUAUUUGCAGUGACCAUACAGAAGAUGCAUUAAAUAUCAAUUAGUUCCCAUAAACAUACCGUGCAACAGAGUUGGACACUAACCACCCUGCUUGUGGGUUGAUUUGAGCACUGACAGCUAAAAUGUGUCAACCCACCGGUCAGUUUGACUUGUGAAAAUGUUCACCUCAACUCAAGCUUGAAAUAGCUUAUCAACACCCAGUACAAGUACACACAUUGCCACUACUUUUUAAAGGAGAUUUGAAUACCCACACAGUAGACAGUCACUAGGCUUUAUUUGUACGGCACAUUUACAAUGCUUUUCAUGUAGCAACACAGUAAAUUCAUGUAAAA
Molecule: messenger RNA, 1857 nt
Organism: Engraulis encrasicolus (European anchovy)
Lineage: Eukaryota; Metazoa; Chordata; Actinopteri; Clupeiformes; Engraulidae
Product: leucine-rich alpha-2-glycoprotein
Exons: 4
Coding region: 258-1250 (330 amino acids)
Cellular component (GO): extracellular matrix
Molecular function (GO): protein binding
Source: RefSeq, a predicted model, not a curated record